Molecule: messenger RNA, 4821 nt
Organism: Symbiodinium sp. CCMP2456
Lineage: Eukaryota; Dinophyceae; Suessiales; Symbiodiniaceae
Source: the annotation of a GenBank genome assembly
AUGGCUCUCCGGCGACUUCGUGGACCGUUGUUGCGGCCAAUCUGCCGAGCCCAAGCGCUCUCCAGCUCCUUGAAGCCUUGGGAGGCGCUCUCUGAGUCAGAACGCGCGGCCUGGGAGUCACUUGGCCAUGGCGAGUCCUGGCAUCGCACGCCGCAAAAGACCCUGCCGAGUUGGGGCCAGCUGCAGGCCCACCAGCAGGCUGCAGCCAAGCAUGGUCUUGGGCUUCAUGAAGAAAGCUGGGAAAAGUUGAGGACCCACAUUCAGGCCGAAGGCGCACCUUCACCUUCGGUGUCUUCUGGUGCUCCAUUGGCAGACGGCGCUGGCGCUGCCAGGACCGGAGCAGCAGGAUUGGCCGGCGUAGCCUGGUCAGUCUGCAAGACCCUGGCUCCAAUCGUCGGAGAUGCACUCGAUGGGGCCAAACACCCCGGCUUGCGCCUGCUGGGAGGAGCUUUCCGGUACAUGGCAGAUGUCAACGAUACCUUGGCAGCUCCUGUCAGGGUGGAUGACAUCGAAACCAUAAUGUACUUGGACGACUCAGGCUCAAUGCGUGCUACCGUCCAAGGCAUGUUUGGCAAGUCCGGCUUGCAGUUGGGCCAAGAUGCCCUGGAUCAGGUGGUCCCUUUACUUCAGGGGCCAACGCGUAUUCUCAAGUUUGGAACUCUUCCCAAAGUGCUGCUUCCGAGAGAAGAGCUCUCUGCGUCACAAGAGAGAGCUGCCACGGAAACACUGCUCCAUAGCGUGGUGGCCGCUCGGUGGAACGGCACUUCCGGCGGGACCUACAUGUGGAAGAUGAUCGAAGAGGACGUGCGCUCGAGGUAUCUCCCUGGGCAUGGCCGUCUGCGCCUGAUUGUCAUCACGGACGGGCAGGAUACGCACUCCCCAGGUGUUUAUUGCGGCAUCAAGGGCAUGGAUGCUCUGAUGAAGGAGUUGCAAAAGCAGGGCUUCGACGUCGAAUGGCACAUAAUCAUCAUCGGCCGGUUCCAAGCUGCGGAGCGCAAACGCUACGAGACCUUGGCGGGCGCCACCGGAGGCUCCUUCCUCGCGCUGGAGGAGGCCGAGGCCUUCGAAAGCCCGGCCGCACAGCGCUUUCUCGCAGCUCUCAAGGAGAACCCAGGCGCACGGCAGGCCCGGCAACAGGCGUACUUGGCAGACACAGCUGCCGGCCGAAUGGAGCGGGUGGUCCCGAUGUCCAGUGCGCCGGUGCUGAUUCCGAAGACCAGCAAUGACUGCAUUCCCUUUCCUCCUGAAGUCUCCGCUUUGGGUCAGGUCGGCCUCAAGAAGGCGACUGUGCAGGCAGGGACGCAGUGCCCACUUCAGGCCAAGGUGCGGUUUUCAGAGCUGCGCCUGGCAGAGGAGGGCAAGCAGGCAAUGCGGGAGGCGUUCCAGUAUGAGUUCUUGACGGAGAUCCAGCAGAAGACCUUCGAAUCUAUCCGCAGUGGUGCCGAGGUCGUGGCGAGGGCGAAAACAGGCUCCGGGAAAACGCUCAGCUUCCUACUCCCUUGCUUGGACAGGCUGCACGAAGAGCAGGCCGCUCCAGGCGAGAUUGCUGUUCUGGUUCUCACGCCUGUGCGUGAGCUUUCCAUGCAGGUUGCGGCCGAAGCGGAGAAGCUGACAAAGUACUACAGCAGCAGUAGUAUGGUUUGCAUGACCGGCGGUGUACCGUGGGAGGAGGAGGAUUUGGAAGCUCUGAACGCAGCAACGGGCGCAGUGACGUUGGUGGCCACCCCAGGCCGGCUACAGAGCCAUGCGACGAAGACAGAUGGCUUCGCCGAUCGGCUAGGCAAAGUGCAGAUCCUGGUGUUGGACGAAGUGGACCAGCUGGCCAGCGAUGUAUUUCGGCCGGCGACGCUGGACAUCGUGAAAGUGCUGCCUCCGGCAAGCCAGCGCCAGAGCCUGUUCUACUCCGCCACAAUGGGGGAUGCUGUUACAAAGUUGGUCAGCCAAAUUGGCAAACCGGACCAUAUUUACGUGGAUGUCAUACGCUCUGACGAUGUGUUGGUGCCCGAGCAUAUCCGCCAGACAUAUACUGUCUUGCCGACGGAGCGCAUGACGGAAUGCCUGUGGGCAGCCCUCACCAUUGCAGCCACAGAGGAGGAAGCGAAAGUCGUCGUGAUCUUCAUGACGGGCCGCAUCGCUGCCUACUACGCUGAAGCUUUUCGGAAGUCAGGCACCGAUCUGCCUGUCUUCGAGAUCCAUGCGCGAAGAAGUCAGAAGCAGAGGACAGAUGAGUCGGAGCGUUUUCGCGCAGCAACCCGCGGGGUGCUUUUCACAAGCGACGUGUCCUCUCGUGGGUUGGACUAUCCAGGGGUCACGCACGUGAUUCAGAUGGGGGCAGCCCACUCCAAAGCAGAAUAUGUUCACCGCCUCGGCCGCACCGGGCGCGCCGGCCGCGAGGGUCAGGGGUUGCUCCUGCUGCACGAGUUCGAGCAAGGCUUCCUGGCAGAGGUUUCAGACCUCGGGAUUGCCGAGGUGCCCCCGCCUACCGCCGAGGGGGAAAUGCCAGACUUCAUCGGCAUGCCAAUCGCCAAGAACGUCAAGGCCCAGGCCUACUACUCACGGAUCAACCACGUGAUGCGCAACUCGAGCCUUGGCAAGCUGGAAAUCAUGCGCGAGGCCAAGAGAUUUGCAGCAUCGGUCGGGGCACUCGACGAGGAGGGUCGCCCGCCGGAAAUUACGCGCGAGAAUGCCGAGAAGAUGGGCGUGCGUUGGGAGGCGACAGGGGAUUUUGAAGGAAUGCUGGAAGGCGAUGGCUGGAUGAGCGGCCUAACUUUGGGCCUCGGGGGCCAAGCCAGCUGCUUUCGACCAGUCCCCAUCGACUGGGAGGAAGUUACCCGAUGCUGCGGCCCUGUGAUCGGAAGAUCGGGAAGUGCAGAACCUAGCUGCCCCUACUCACCCCAGGGGCCUGAGAUCUGCUGUGAAGCCAGCCUCAUUGCUGAAGUACCGACCGGGCCCAGGGAGAGGGAGGCUGGUGGGGGCGCUCAAACGCCGCGAGCGAGCGUGGCUGAGCUCGCUUUAGGGAUGAUGGCUGUGUCUGCUGGAAGCCCUUGCGGAAGCGCAUGCCUCUGGGCCACGCUUCAGCAGAUCCGGGCUCAUGUGGCUUCAAGCUACGCAGGAGCGACAGCGUGGGGCAACUCCCGGUACCACCGAGUGAAUGCGGUGGGUCAUACUCUGGUGCUAUGCUGGGUUGCCAUGAACCUCUUGCACACUGCAGUCACCGGACCCAAUGAAGAGCUGACCUUACAGGUCUCUGACUUGCUGCUUCUCGUGGCCACGUCUUGGGAUUGCUGGGAGAGUGCUUUUGCUUUGAAGGUUCCACUCUUUCGACUUCUGGCGCGGCUCUUGCAUCUCAUGGGCUCUCAGGUGAUUAGCCCGGGCCUUUCCGGGCUUCAGUGCAACGCCACCGGGAGCAGCCCGAAGCGACUGUUGAGACUCUGGCGACUCCAGUGGUCCUUGGUACAAGACCCCACCUCUGUGGCGACGUCUUACCUGCGGAUGAUGCAGGACUUCCUGGACACCGCCUUUACACCAACCUCGGCUUGCGAGUGGCUGGCUGUUGCGGGACAGUAUGUACUGACCUAUCGCUACUCCGAGCAUGGGUUUUUAGCGUUUUUGGAAGAGAAAGAGAGCUUCCUUCAGUGGGCUGCUCGAGCCAUGACGAUGGCGUUGUUGAAGGCCGGGCGGGGAAAGGCAGCUGCCACGUUCUUGCAAAGCGCGUGGCCAGUGUGGUAUCUCCUGGCCGAUGCUUGCUGGAUGGGCCUCCUGCAACCCAGUCGACGUUACGUGGCAGAGUUCUUGCAAUGGAUCUCUCCCUUGCUGCCCCAGGAACAUCCUGUAAUCUUCGAGGCCGGGAGCUUCGAUGGAAAGCAUUCGGAGCUCAUGGCCCGCAGGUGGCCAGAGGGGAAAGUCUUUGUCUGGGAGGCCAACCCACUCCUUUGCAAGAACGUGGAGAUGAAGCUGACGAGCCUUUCCAAUGUUGUUGUGAUCUGCGGUGGCCUCGGCACGUCCACUGGGACCACCAGGUUUUGGCACUGUGGUGAGGACGCCACUUUGUAUUACGAAGAGGCAGUUGCCCGCUGUGGUGCCCGGGCGCUCGAGGUGGUGGAGGUGCCAACCGCCACUCUACAGGCAGCUUCAGAAGGAUUGGGGGUGCGGCCCGAUUUUUUGUGGUUGGAUGUCGAGAGCGCGGAGCUGGACCUUCUCGGGGCGUCAGUCGCACCAAAGGGCGCGACCCGAGGUCCUCCGGUUUUGGCAAAGGUGGCAGUCAUGAAGCUGGAAACGCGGGCGUCCGGCCUUUCGUCCUUGAAGGACCUUGAAGCCUUACUUGCUUGGGAAGGCUUCUCAUUGGUGUUGGCGCCCGCUAUGAUACUCUACCCGAGCUCUCCAGUUUAUCCCUUUGCCGGCUCUUUUGAUGCGAUCUUCAUCCGCAGGCAUGUCUUGGAGGAGCAUUUAGGCAUCCGGGACUCCGGAACUUUUGAACUCGACCCGGUGGUUCCUUCGGCGCCCGUGAUCACGAACUACUGGUACUCCUUGACGCCGUAUCCAGCCAGCGAUCAUUACUUUCCCUACCACGAUCCCAUGCGUGGUCCCAGGUGGAAGACCUCCCAAGAUGAUGCGUUGGAUUCGGCAUUGCGCAGCCACGAGGAUUACGGCGCAAAGACGCCGCUGAUGGAGUUGCGACACGAAGCUUUCAUGCGGGACUUCCGGGGCCUCUUUCGCUACCCUGGUGGCGCCAGCUCCGUGACAUGGAACAAGCGCCCACCGCCUCCGGUUCGGCGCAUUGCGGAGCCGGAGCCAGAACGUUCAGAGCAGCUGACCCUUUGA